AUGUCGGAAGCCUCAUCCCUUAGCUCCUUCAAUGACGAUUCGGAUCCAGACAACACGACAUCAUCCGAAAUCUGGCAGGAUGCACCGCAGAUCAGCCCUCGAGAAGAGCAUAGUUCUCCUCGGGUUCGAUUUCGAUCCAACCCUGGUUUCACGCGGAGUGCCCAGCGUGACCAGCCCAGGGAAGGUCUUCGGGAAGAAUGGGAGCGCUCACAACGCCAGGGGGAGCCCCAUCGGCCAACCACGCCUUAUGCCCACGAGUCUGCAGAUAUCACCGACACCCCGUUGAAAGAUCGCGAACCACAAACCGGACAAACCAUGGGUGUACCGGGCAUUGACGUGAUAGACCAUACACAGAAAGAAAAUGAAAACGAAAAGAAAACCCAAGAUCCGGACCGUCGUCGCACUACGAUGGAGAGGUGGCGUAACGUAACGCGAAACUGGAAGCAGAAAGCGUCGGACUUUGGCGAUCGCUUGGGUCGUCCACAAUCUGAGGGAGACGACCUUUCAGUGGGAAAAUACCACGCGGACUGGGCCACUGGGGGUGAAGGUGCGCUCUCCGACAUGACAGACAAUAAGCACAAGACCUCUGAAGAAAAGAAACGCGAUCAGAUCCACAGCAGUUCCGAGGCACAUCGUCUUGUUCGAGAUCUGACUCAAGAUCAUUCCCAAAAGCGUCGCAAAGGUCGGGGAAAACCAUAUCCUCAUCCUGACAACGAGUUCAAAGACGAGGAGAAUGAGACGGGUCUGGAUGCAAGUCUGAGAUAUCGGUCCGGGGGUGGCGGUAUCCUGUCGCAACUGAUCAAGUUAAAUGGUGGUCAGCAACCUGGAGCCGAAGAAAAAUCCCAAUCAUCCACGGGCUCAUCAGUCCAGUCCUCUAGCUCGUCGACUAGCGCGCCAUCGGGAGAAAGCACAGGCGUGACAACACCGCGAAAGGGAAAGCCAAAAUGGUACAAAAAAAACCAAAACACUUCCAAUUCAACUCUGAUUGGUGGAGGUCCUGGCACUUUUAGCGGCGCAAGUACUCCAGUUUCGAACGAAGUCCUCUCUGCAGCUUCAAAGCGUCGCGGCCAAGAGACCGCUGACACACAAAGUGGUUCUCGCAACGUUCGCCUAGAGGACGAAAUCCGGGUGACAGUCCACAUUGCCGAGAUCAUCUGUCGGCAGCGAUACAUCAUGCAGCUAUGCAGGGCACUGAUGACCUUUGGCGCUCCAACACACAGACUGGAGGAGUACAUGCAGAUGACUGCGAAAGUCCUCGAAGUCGAUAGUCAAUACUUGUACUUGCCAGGCUGCAUGGUCAUGUCGUUUGAUGAUCCGUCGACCCGCACGACCGAGGUAAAACUGGUUCGCGUCGCUCAGGGAGUGGAUCUGGCUCGUUUAUCCGACACCCAUCUUGUGUACAAAAACGUGAUUCAUGAUGUGGUGGGCAUCGAAGAAGCAGUCCAAGAGCUUGAUGGUAUCAUGAAAAAGAAACCCCGGUUUCCCAAGUGGAUCGUUGUCUUGGUCUACGGCCUUGCCACUGCCACCGUGGGCCCGUUUGCCUUCAACGCUCGACCAAUCGACAUGCCCAUAAUAUUCCUAAAUGGGAUCCUGGUUGGGCUGAUGCAGCACGUAGCGGCACCUCGCUCUGUGUUAUAUUCGAACGUUUUUGAGGUGACAUCGACCGUGGUCACAUCCUUUCUGGCACGAGGCUUCGGCAGUAUCCCACUCAGAGUAGUGAAUGGAAAGAGAGAAUAUCUUUUCUGUUUUUCAGCUAUCGCACAGGCCUCCAUCGCAUUGAUCCUCCCGGGGUUUCUGGUAUUGUGCAGCAGCUUGGAGCUACAAUCGCACCAAAUCAUUGCGGGAUCCAUUCGGAUGGUCUACGCUCUUUUAUUUUCGCUAUUUAUUGGCUACGGAAUCACAGUUGGAACUACGAUAUAUGGACUGAUGGACAAUGGCGCAGUCUCCGAUACCUCUUGUCCUAAAAAUGGCGCGUUCCAAAACCCUUAUGUCCAGCGAUUCCCGUUCGUUGCAAUAAUGACUGUCUGGCUUCUGAUCAUCAACCAAGGGAAAUGGAAGCAGCUUCCACCCAUGAGCAUCAUUGCAUUGGCUGGGUAUAUCAGCAACUACUUCAGUACAAAAAAGUUAGGAUCAAACUCACAGGUCGCCAAUACCGUCGGCGCAUUCACAAUCGGAAUCAUGGGAAACCUGUAUAGCCGACUCUGGCACGGACACGCUGCGACAGCUAUUUUGCCAGGCAUAUUCAUUCUCGUUCCAUCAGGGCUUGCUGCAACGGGGUCGUUGAUCUCGGGUGUCCAAUCCGCAGAUGAGAUUCGUCAAAAUAUCUCCUCCCAUGGCGCAGCAAGCACAUCUCCGGGAGCUGGGCUACAGUCUAGCAGCUCUGUUUUCAGCCUGGGAUUCGGUAUGAUCCAAGUCGCAAUUGGAAUCACCAUUGGCUUGUUUAUUUCUGCAUUGGUCGUGUAUCCAUAUGGCAAAGCUCGCAGUGGGCUGUUCAGUUUCUGA
Messenger RNA from Penicillium olsonii, 2502 nucleotides. Lineage: Eukaryota; Fungi; Ascomycota; Eurotiomycetes; Eurotiales; Aspergillaceae. The record is from the annotation of a GenBank genome assembly.